Messenger RNA from Camelina sativa (false flax), 1222 nucleotides. RefSeq lists its product as uncharacterized. The record is from RefSeq and is a predicted model, not a curated record. NCBI's taxonomy places the organism in Eukaryota, Viridiplantae, Streptophyta, Magnoliopsida, Brassicales, Brassicaceae.
AUAGCGCGGUAUUAAAGUUAACUAUCACAAACGUUUAACUAGAUAGAUACAAUCUAGACUAUCUAGUAAUAACUUGAAAAAAUCUCGAGUAACAAAUGUGAUACGCAAUGCAAAAAAAAAUAUGGGCCUAUUAUAAACAAAAAUAAAGACCCAAGAGUGGCCCAACUUCAAAGUAUUGGUAAAACGGUGACCACAAAACUGGCGGAAGCAGAGAACCAUGCAACAGAGCUCCUCCUCGACCUUUGACUUUGAUAAUGGCUGUUUCUCCGACACAUUUCCAGGUUCCUUCAGCGUUCACGUUUCCUCCAUCCUCUUCCUUCAUCACCACGAUUCCUUCUUCUCCACUCUCUGUUACUGCUUCAACGAGUCCAAUCUCCACAACAAAAUUUGGCUCCAUACGCGUUCGUUUCAGCCGACGGUCAAUCGUCAGGUACAACGAUUACGCCGGAGAAGAUGAAGAAGGUAGUGAUGAGGAGAAGGAAGAAGAUUGGAGCUUCGAAGAAGCAGUAACGCUCUUCAACAAGAGAGAUUAUUAUAAAAGUCACGACGCCCUCGAGGCUCUUUGGAUUCAAGCUGAGGAGCCAACUCGUACCUUAAUCCAUGGGAUUCUUCAAUGUGCUGUUGGCUUUCACCAUCUUUUCAACAGCAACCAUAAAGGAGCCAUGAUGGAGUUAGGAGAAGGAGUCUGUAAGUUAAGGAAGAUGAAUUUCGAAGACGGACCGUUUCACGAAUUCGAGCGAGAUGUCUCCGCCGUCCUUGAAUUUGUUUAUCAAACUCAACUCGAACUCGCUGCCUGUUCAGAAGAUAUGUGUUUGACGAUGGACCAAUCAGACAGGUCUUAUCAACUCUUGGGUGGUUAUGCAGCUGGACAGAGUAUAUACAGCUUAGAGACUUUGGUUGAUUUCAACAAUGGGAUGUCUGAAACAACUUCCAUACUCUUCUCUCCUUCAAGUUCCUCAUCUGAGCCAACACGAGUUAAGCUCCCUACACUAACCGCUACCGAUAAACAUCUUCUUGAUCUUACAGAUGAGCAAAGAUUCUGAUCAAUAUAGCAUCUGAUUUGCAUUCAACAAGUCAAAGAUAAAUAGAAGAAGAAGAUCUCAUUACUGUUUUCUUUUCAAGAAUCAGGUUCUGAACCUAUAUCAAUAACAUAGAAACAACAAUUAAAAGUAAACGAGCCGUUCAACAAAACGAAAACAGAACCACCAAAAAAAAAAAAAAA